ACGCAGCGCAGGCGCAGGCGCAGCCGGCCGCCUGUCCCGUGCUCCCGUUCUGUCCUGCUCCUCGGGCUUGCCCCUGCCUAUUCUUGAUGGCGCGGCGCACGCAACGGGGGGCUGUUCCUCGCUUCCUCCCGUCCCGUCCGUGCUCCGUGCGUUCUCCCCCACCCGGCCACACCGCACAGCUAGCUAGCUAGCUACCGUCCAAAUCGCGGCAUAAAAUGUGGCCCGGCCAUGGAGACUUUCCCCUCCCCCUCCUCCUCUUCGCCCCCGCAUCUGGCCCGGAUUAGCCGCCCCCGGCACCCCAGAUCGGCCGACCGCUAGCCCUGCCAGUUGAUCCAGGCGGCUGCUGCUGCUGCGAAACAAUGGCGACAUCCAAGAAGGAGCCUCUCAACCCCAGCAGAGACAGGGCCACAAGGAUGUCACCGAACCUCAGGCCGUCCAGCAGCGAGUCUUCUGGGUACGGGUAUGGCACGCGGCGGGCGCGGUCGGUCCCAAGCUCCCCGGACCGCAAAUUCGGCUCCUCGUCGCCGUCGGUUGCUGCCUCCGGCUCCCCGGAUGUCAACCGUCCGUCGUUGUCCAGCGCCGGCCGGUCCGUCUCGUCGCGGACCGGCUCAUCCAUCCAUGGUGGCAGGACCCAGCCAUUCCCUGGUGCAGCCUCAAAGCCCACGCUAGUGAGAGCGAAAUCGGACAAGGUCGGCACCACCUCUCAGCGGUCUUUGGCGCUUGCUUUGCCGCCGAGCAACUCCUUCAAGGACAUGGCCAAAACAGCGUCCAAGGCGUCGCCAUCCACCUUGCUGAGGAGUAGACUGUCUCCUAGGCCUGACAGUUGUAAGGCGGCAGCAUCUCCCAAACCGAGCACCCAGAAGGUGGCGUCUCCAGGGGCAGCUCGAGGUGGGAGAGUUCAGACAGUGUCCAAUGCACGCUCACCCGGUGCGAUUGCGAAGAAUAGAUUGGAUGCUGCUAAGGCUGCUACUGCCAGCUCAAAGGCAAAAAGUGUUUCUCAGAAGGUAAUGGGGGCAUCUGCAACCAGGAAGGAGAAUGAAGAGGAUCCAUUGAUGCAGUUCAAGGAAACUGAGAGCAUAAGCACCCCGUCUAUAGAAGAGAACUUGCACGGGCAGCUCCCUGAUCCGGUCGACCUGAAAUCCAUGGACGUGGCUGUACGUGAUCAGCAUGAGCCGUCUUCCAAUCAACCGGAGCAACAGGUCAAGAAUGAGGAGGAUUUCAAGGGGCACUUCUCUGGAGAAAAGGAUGAUGCAGGAGGCAAUAAGCUGCAUAACGGAGGGCAAGAUGCUAAUGGUGGCGUAAAGACUUUUGAUGAAUCUGGGUUUGUUGAGAAGGAAGAGGCUAAUGGGAGUGUGGACAAGGCAGUGCAUCUGCCGAACAUGACUGAAGUGGCUCAGAUGUGGAGGAAGGAUGAUCCCAAGGGCAAUGAUGUAAUUGAGGAAGCCAAAAGCAAGCUCCUGGAGGAGAGGAAGAGCAGGGUGAAAGCCUUGGUAGGGGUCUUCGAGACGGUCAUGUCCUUCAAGGAGUAGUGCUCGACUUCAUUUUUGGAUCCGUCCUGUCCAUCUUAAUGCUGAGUACAUCCUGUCAUGAAUAUAUAUGUGAUCAUGAGGAGCUGAGUGUUUAUAUGAUGAUUUCCUUGCUUCAUUGUACGCAACGUUAUGUUUCUUUUUCUGAAUGAUCAUUGCAUUCGACAUGGAUUUGAUCGUUUGUUGCUUUUAUUGAUGUAGAGUGGAAUGAAAUGCUGGUGCUUAUUGAGAAACAUUUGGAUUCUGUGAGGUGUAUUCAUACUUCCAUUGCUGGUAUCUUGCAA
This is a messenger RNA of Phragmites australis (common reed), 1810 nucleotides long. RefSeq names its product endochitinase 2-like. Gene Ontology annotation, molecular function: calmodulin binding. The record is from RefSeq and is a predicted model, not a curated record. Bases 360 to 1529 code for a protein of 389 amino acids. NCBI's taxonomy places the organism in Eukaryota, Viridiplantae, Streptophyta, Magnoliopsida, Poales, Poaceae. The transcript is spliced from 2 exons.